Messenger RNA from Cuculus canorus (common cuckoo), 10071 nucleotides. It is a transcript of the gene MTMR9, whose product is annotated as myotubularin related protein 9. The coding region runs from base 486 to 2138 and encodes 550 amino acids. Gene Ontology annotation, biological process: negative regulation of autophagy. The record is from RefSeq and is a predicted model, not a curated record. NCBI's taxonomy places the organism in Eukaryota, Metazoa, Chordata, Aves, Cuculiformes, Cuculidae. The transcript is spliced from 10 exons.
CCGAUACACGGGGCAGGGCCGAGCAGCUUCCGGCUGGCCGCGCUGCACCGGGCGCUUCCAGGGAGCGGCGGGGCCGGGGGUCCUGGGGCGGCUCGGGGCGGCCUCAUUGGGGAUUCCCGCCCGCUCCGCCGCGCCCUCGCCGCCCUGCCCCCCCCGCGCCUCCGCCGGGCUCCCCUCUGAGGGCUUCAGCCUUGCCUGAGCGGGGCCUGCGGUGUCCCGCAGCUCUCCCUUCCCUCAUCCUUCCACCUCCCUGCCCCGGGGUCGAGCUGGCUUUCUCCGUCGCGCCAGGAAACGCGGUCACCCUUCGGGUUAUGCCCCUGCCAGCCCUUGGUGGCACCGGGCAGGGCUGCCCGCGUGUUGGAGGCCGUCCUGAGCUCCUCGAAGCUUCUCCAUCCCCUCCCUGUUGCUGUCACUGAGGUUGUACCCCUGUUUCCCCCAACAAGUGUUGGUGGCAGAGGCCCUCCCGAGCCCCUUUGUCAGCAAGGAUGGAGUUUGCAGAGCUUAUCAAGACCCCUCGCGCGGACAACGUUGUCCUGCACCGCCCGUUCUACCUGGCCGUGGAGGGGACGCUGUGCUUGACAGGUCAUCACCUCAUUUUUUCUUCACGGCGUCAAGACAAUGCUGAGGAGCUGUGGCUGCUGCACUCCAACAUAGAUUCCAUUGAGAAAAGGUUUGUGGGCUCGUUGGGUACCAUCAUUAUAAAAUGCAAAGAUCUGCGAAUUAUCCAGCUGGACAUACCUGGGAUGGAGGAGUGUUUGAACAUUGCUAGCUCUAUUGAGGCACUUUCCACUUUGGAUUCUGUUACUCUCAUGUAUCCCUUCUUCUACCGGCCGAUGUUUGAAAUUGUUGAAGAUGGCUGGCGCUCUUUUCUGCCUGACCAAGAAUUUGAGCUCCUCAGUUCAGUGACAGAUGAAUGGCGUCUAAGCUGCAUCAAUAAGGAAUUCUCUGUCUGUCCCUCCUACCCUCCAAUUGUCAUGGUCCCCAAAUCCAUCGAUGAUGAAGCCCUUCGGAAAGUUGCCAUGUUUCGCCAUGGCAGUCGCUUCCCAGUCCUCAGCUAUUACCAUAAGAAAAAUGGAAUGGUCAUGAUGCGAAGUAGCCAGCCUCUUACAGGUACGAAUGGCAGACGGUGUAAAGAAGACGAGAAGCUUAUUAAUGCCACUCUGCGUCCUGGCAAGCGUGGCUACAUUAUUGAUACGAGGUCCUUGAAUGUUGCCCAGCAGGCCAGGGCCAAAGGAGGUGGCUUUGAACAGGAAGCACACUAUCCCCAGUGGAGGAGGAUUCACAAAUGUAUUGAGAGGUUUAAUAUCCUACAGGAAAGCCUUAUCAAACUUGUGGAAGCUUGUAAUGACCAGUCUCACAAUAUGGACCGCUGGCUCAGUAAACUGGAAGCUUCCAACUGGCUGACUCACAUCAAGGAGAUACUAACUGCAGCUUGUCUAGCUGCUCAGUGUAUUGACAGGGAAGGUGCAUCAGUGUUGGUCCAUGGGACUGAAGGAACUGAUUCAACACUCCAGGUAACUUCUCUGGCACAGAUUAUCUUGGAUCCAAGGUGCAGGACCAUACGUGGCUUUGAAUCUCUUGUUGUGAGGGAGUGGUUACAGGCGGGUCACCCUUUUCAGCAGCGCUGUGCCCAAUCAGCCUAUUCAAAUAGCAAGCAGAAGUGGGAAGCCCCGGUGUUUCUCCUUUUUUUGGACUGUGUGUGGCAAAUCCUUCGUCAGUUCCCUUGCUCUUUUGAAUUCAAUGAACAGUUCCUCAUCAUGCUCUUUGAACAUGCUUAUGCUUCACAGUUUGGGACAUUCCUGGGAAACAAUGAAAAUGAAAGGUCUAAACUGAAGCUACCGCAAAAGACUAUGUCCCUGUGGUCCUGGGUGAACAGGUCUGAAGAGCUGAGCAAAUUCCAGAAUCCUCUUUAUGAGGCCAACAGCCUUGUCAUCUGGCCCUCUGUUGCCCCGCAGAGCCUGCAGCUCUGGGAAGGUGUCUUUCUUCGGUGGAACAGGCCUUCCAAGUUCCUAGAUGAAGCCCAUGAAGAAAUGAUCAACAUUAUAAAAUACAACAAAGAACUGCAGGCAAAGGUUAAUGCAUUGAGGCGGCAGCUAGCAGAGAUGGAAACAGAUGAUAGGAUGCAGGAAAACCUGUGAGCUGGCAGGGCUUUGCCUCGGGUCUUUCCUUUCCAGUCCUCUUUACGUUAAAGACUGAACAUGGAAAAUGCAUGUGUUGCAGAGCUCUCUGGGUACAGUUAACCCCCAGUCCUCCCACUGCUGAAACGUUCACAUUAUGUAUCUCCCUGCUUUUUGGGAGGGAUUUUUGUUUUGUUUACAGAAGAUGUACUCAACUGGGCAUAAGUGUCCUCUCUUGGCAGCUUUUCUGUCUCAAAAUUGUCUGGUGUCAGCAGAAGCUGGAACUCUUACCUCCACUCAACUGUAUGGAUGACCAGGAUGGGCCAAGAGACAGGAUGUUUUAAACUUGCUUUGGACUUUUGUCUGGUUUUGUUGAACUCUCUAAACACUUGGCAGGAUCAAAAUACAAAGUUAUGUAUAGAUAGGUAAAGGUAUUUUGUCUGAAGCACCUUUUCUCUCUCCAAGAGUAAGUAAGGCAGCUUAGGUCUUUAGUUUCCUAGAAAAACUAGAAAAUUAUAUAAUCCAACUACAGGUUCUACCAGUCUGUAUGAUCCUCUCAGUAGCCUUCACAUCUGGCACUUGAGUUUUUGUGUUAAGCGUUGGCUUGGGAGCAGUUAAGUUGAAUACCAAACCAGAACAAGAAAUUUCAGUGCAAUACAGAACUGAAGUAGGGAUUCUGCUGCUAAUGUUUAAGCCAUGAUCUUCAGGUGGAAUUCUUCCUCAUGGGCAAGUAUCUCCUAAGAAAUAACAACCUUUUCGGUUUUUUUUUAUUCUACCUGGAAAACAAAAAGGUUAAGGAGUUGGCAGAGGUGUUCACUGGCAGAGCAGUGGCUCAGAGCUGUCCUUUUAACUAGAGCCAGGCUGCCUUCUUGAACCUUUGGACUGCACUGGCUGCUUUUGUACAUUUGAUCAGCCUUACAGCGUUGCUAUAGUGCAAGAGCAGCACUUAACCUACAGCUCAACAAAACGCUUUUGCUCCACCUGGUGCACUUUUUCCUCUCACAUUCUCACUAUAUCUUUUGUGAAUCAUUAAAAGCAGAAGUUGAAAGCUAAGAUGAUCUAACAUGUCAGGUAGCUGCUGCAGAUUAAGAGGCCAUCACACUACAAAAAUGUUAAUAGUUUAGAUCGUUUGUAGCUGCUAAAACUGCUUAAAGACUUUAGGGAUAAGCUUUUUCUCAAGUAGCCUUGUAUUUUGUACCUGAUCUUUCUGUUUCUGUGGCUGCAAUUUGCUUCUUUUUUUUUUUACGAAAUCAGAGAUUUUGCUAGAAUUUUUUUUUUUUAAUUGGGCAGAUAAGAGAGUGUGAAAUAUUAACUCACCUAGACAUUUGUUCAGCUUGAAUCCAUUCAUAGCUGUAGAUGACUGAGAAGACUUGAAUUAACAACAGUGCAUGUGACUGGGAUUAUCUUAAAAGGUGCUUGCUGUUAGCCUGUUUCUACUGAAAUAAAUGGAGCUGUGUUAGGUCACUGUUGAUCUCUUUGGAAACUGUUGAGCUUCCAUGACACUUUAUGCUGUUUUGGAAUGAAACUGCCUUUAUUUAAAGUCACUUCACGUAAAGAAAGAUAGAUGUGACAAUGGAGAGUCUCCAGUUGUCAUAGAAGUAUCUGGAGAAUAAUUUUUUGCUAAAGUCAUGUAAUCACUAAAUAUAUUCUAUAACCAAGGAAACACUAUAAAAUUAUUUGAUAAAGUGUUACCUUAACACUUUUUGCUUCAGUCCUUAUUUCCUUAAUUAUUUUCUUCUUAACCAACCUAAGCUUAGUUCUAAAGUCGUGUGGCUUGAAAAAUAAAAAGAUCCCCUUUAAACCAUUACUCACUUAAGGGGGAAAAAUAAUUCCCUCUGCUUGUAAUACCCAUUUAUUUUUUGGGGUUUGGAGAGAAACAGUCCUGUUUACUACAUCAAGUCUGACAUAGGGAGCAAUUCUUAGGGUGGCUGGUGAUCUUUACUGAGUAACAGAGGAGGCACAAGUAGACCAUGCCUCCCACCAACCUCCCAACCAGGGCUUCUGGAGUUGCCUUCUGGGUAGAUUGCAAAUGUAAGACAUUAAAAUUAUUGUUCACCCUUUAAAAUUAGGUCUGUGGGAUCUGCACCUGCCUGGAUGUUGUAUCCCUAUCCAAUUCAGAAUUCAUUCUGUUCCUUUACAUCUGAAAUACGUAAGUGCCAGCCAGCUGGGAAGGACUCCGAAGGCACUGUUUUCCCCAUAAUAGAUGAUACAUAAAACACUCUUAAAGGUUAUGCAAUUUCCUAACAUAGUAAUUAUAUAUUGAGCUAAAUAAUAGAGAAGCAAAGAGGGGUUUUUUUGAUCUAAUUGCCUGGCUGCUCUAGUCUCAUACAAACUGCAGGCAUCUGAGGAAAUUGGGUAACCAGCUGUGACAGCUAACAAAAGGCAGAAAAUGCUCUCUGAGCUGGCAUUUCAUCCUCGAGUUCUGUUUCAGGACUGAAUCCACACCCACGGGCUGUGUGCUUGCCUUGGCUUAGUGUGGAUCACAGCUUUCAUGUGAAAACAUUAGUGUUGUUCUGAGCAGCCACAGCACUUUCAUCCCCGAUUCCUCUGCUGUACAUCACCUUGUAUUCACAGCAAACAGUAGGAGCUGGAGGCUCUAGUUAACCUGCAAAUAAUCACCUUCAGGAGAUGCUGCCUGGAGCAGUCCUGCAAGGUACUACACGUGAUGGGGUUGAGACAAGAUGUCUCCUGGGAGAAGAGGGUUCACAGACCAGUGUCAGGCUGUUUGCACAUUGCUCUUUUCAUUCCCCAUGAUUCACAGGCUCCAGUCUGGUGGCUACUGGUGUGAUACACAGUGGAGCACUCCACUUCCUCGCUUACCUGCAUGUCCGUUGUAUUUAUUCACAUAUUUAAUGUUGAUGAGCAGCUUGUUUCCUCUUAGAGGGGGAUGUUUGCAGGAUUCUGCCUUGUGAAGUCACUGACACCCUGUUUUUAGAGUAUGUGCAUCUCCCUGAGCUGUAAGCACUGUAGUAGGUGCCCAGUUCCAUUUCUUCAGUCUGACACUGCCUUACACGCUUGCCGGCACCCCUACUUCUCUUUUGCACAUUGCUAGCUGUGUAAUAAGCUGCACGCUGAGGCCCCCCUCCCCAAACUCUGGGGUCAAUCAAUGUGGACACUCUGCCAUUUACCAAAAAAAGAAAAAAAGGGAAAAGGAACUAACUUGCACAAUUUUCAUAAGGGAAUAUAAUAUGUACUUUCAAUAUUUUGAUUGUAUUGAUCUAAUUCUUGAAUGUGGUGACUGGUUUAAGUGCACUGUUGUCCAUGUUCCAUAUAAGAAAUUGCACUGUACAGCAUAUUGGCGCCUAACGUAUGCUUUGCUAAAGCCUUGGAAAGUUCUAUCCCAUGUGGGCUCCUGUAUGAGGAAAAAUGUCCAUUCUAGCACUCCUUCUGUGACUGUGCCACUGACCAGCACUGCGUGAUGUGUGCUAUGUAUCUGUUAACUAGCGCAAACCUAAGUGAUGAGUGCACUUCUGUCUAAACAUCUGGGAUUGUUAAUUGGACUUGGCUGCUGCAUCAGUCUUGAUUUUUAUUUUUUUUUUUAAAUGAAAUAAGUAACAGAGCUGAGAGUUGUGUGCUGUUGUUAGAUAUAUGCUGUAUGUGUACAGAAUUCCAGCUGCUGCGGUUUUCAAUAUAUUGCAAAAGAAAGGAACAAAUGGAGAAAAACGGUCAUGGCUCAAAUUGCUCAGCCAUUUGGACGAGGGAAAAAACAGGUACAAAGUGGCUGUAAACUUUGCUGUAGAUAUGUUGAGAACACAGUAGAAAUGUCUGUUCAAAUUAAAACCUUGAAUAUUCUGAAAAGUUCCUUAAUUACAGUGGUGAAUUUUCUUUAUUAGCCCUGCCUUCACUUGCCAUUGGCGGGAUGUGUGUGUGACUUGGGUGUAAGCUCUUACCUGAAACUUUUGUUCUUUUCAACUCACUUGUGUUUUCUCCUACAGCUUAAUAUGGGCUGUGGUGGUAGAAGAGGAUUUUGUGCUGCAGGGCAGCAUGCGAAGGAUAAGGUUGAGACCCUGCAUCUGUGCAUAGUUUGCAGAGCUCUGCCCCUAUCGAUUGUUCCUUUAACAUCAGCUCUGCACGUGAUGAAUAAACAAUUCAUAGAAUCAUAGAAUGGUUUGGGUCAGAAGGGACCUGAAAGAUCAUCCAGUUCCAACCCCCCUGCCAUGGGCAGGGACACCUUUCACUGGAUCAGGUUGCUGUCAGCCUCGUCCAACCUGGCCUUGAACACCUCCAGGUACAGGGUGUCCAUGACUUCUCUGGGCAACCUGUGCCACUGCCUCCCCACCUUCACAGGAAAAAUUUUUUUCCUAAUAUCUAAUCUAAAUCUGCCCUUGUUCAUCUUCAAAUCAUUAUCCCUUGUCUUAAUUAACUUAGCUAAGACUUCACACUUGUGUCGAACCCUCUAAAGUAAAGCAGGUGGAUGUCUUGAAAGGGAGAGUGGUUUGGAAUGAAGCAAAACCUUGCAAGAAUUCCAUCAGUGGAGAUGAGCUCACAGUUCUCUAUUGAUUUUUAAGGGUUGUGGGGUGCCUAACUGUACUUGCCAGGGGAAGGAGUGAAAAGAGGACAAGCCAUUCUUGGAGAAACAGAGUCUGUGAACCAUGGACACUCGUGAAUCUCUCCUGGCUGGUGGGUCAGUAGGCUGUGAAGCACUGGGCUGUCUGUUGCCCUGUGACAUCAUUUGUGGUCUCUGGAAGGUCAAGAAUUUGUGUAGCUUCUGGCAUUUCAGCAGAUGGAGACUCGGGGAGGGGGGUGUGUGUGCACUGCCUUGCAGCAUCUUGUCCUGUAUGAUAACUCAGUGAAGGGUGCUGAAAGUUUUGGUGUGAAAAGAUUGAUUUUUCAGUCCUGUUUGUGCAAAACAUUUGCAGAAGUCCCAGCUGAAGCAGAGUGGGUCUAUUUUAAAAUAUUUUUAGCUAUAAUAAGGCAGCCUAAUCUGGUUUAAGCUUGAAUUUGGAGACCAGAGGAGAAAAUAACUAUCUGAUCGAAUGUUUGAAUUUCUUUUUAUUUAACAUUCCUUCUUAUUUGUCAUUUGAGGGCAUUUUUAGUCCAGGAGUUUUAAACCAAAUAUAUAAAGACUCUUGAAUAUUUAAAAGCUUAUAAAGUCACAUACCGGAUUCAAACUGGAUGCCACUCAUGAAAAUGCCAUGUGUUUAAAGAGCUUGACCUGGGCCUUGGUCUGUGACUCACUUCAGCUGUAGCUUCCCCAAGCCUCCCUUUAAGUCAUGUGGCAUCAGCUCUGUCCCAUCUUGGUGCUUACUACUCUGUUCACCAGCUUUGCCAAGGUUAUGCAGGGUAGGGAAUAGGAAGACAAUUACUUGGAAUCAUGAGAUGGUUAGGGUUGGAAGGGACCUCAAAGCCCAUUCAGUUCCAACCCCCCCUGCCUUGGGCAGGGACACCUCCCACUGGAUCAGGUUGCUCAAAGCCCCAUCCAACCUUGCCUUGAACAUCUCCAGGGAUGAGGCAUCCACAACUUCUCUGUGCAACCUGUGCCAGUGCCUCACUACCUUCACAGGAAAACAUUUCUCCCUAAUAUCUAACCUAAAUCUGUCCUCUUUCAUAUUAAAACUGUUACCCCUUGUCUUAUCACUGAGCUCAUUCCCAGCAUUCCUGUAGGCAAAUCUGUUCCUACAAGCUUCAUGAGAAGCAGCAGCCUGGCAGGGAAACCCAUUAACCCUGGCAGAUGGGAUGUCCGUGACUUCACCUCUUUGAACAUUGGGUUCUUCUGGCUAGUGGUGACUGCAGCAUCCAAAUCUCAGUAUCUUUCGUAUGCUGUGGCACAAAUAGAUCUUAAGGAAGCUGAAACUCCAGAGAUUGAGGCAGCUGGCACUUCUUAUUUGAGAACACAAGUGCUUUUGUUUAGUACCAUUUUGGGGGCUUUCUUUUCUGCUGCCAGGUUUUUCCCCCAAGCAGUGAAUGAAAACAAUGAGGAACUACUGUUGUGCAUUAAUUUUAAGUAACUCUAAAUGCUGAACUGUUGGGUUGCUCACAGCUUUUCCUGCUGUGUAAAUGUCAAGACAAGCCUGUGUCAUUUGUCUUUCAGAGCUGGAGAGGAUAAUCCUUUGGUAUUCUGUUGCAAGACUGUUGCUUGUGGCUUUGCAUCACUUUACCUGUUGCUGCAGGUUACGCUGCUGCAUGGUUUACUCUUAAAGCUCCAAAUCUGCUGACUCAAAAUCUUAACGUACUGGCAGACAAGCUGGCCACUACACAAAAAAGAAGAAAACCUGUUUCUCAUGUAAAUAUUGGGGGGUCUUGGAUAAUUUUUUGUGGAUUAUCUAGUGAGCAAAACUUUUGCUUGGGAUAAAAUAAUGGGGGGUGGGUGCACAAAGUUGCUGUUGAAUUCCUGUGGGAAUUCAGCAGAUUGGUCACAUAAAUUCAGUGUUUGCUCCUGCUGCUUUUUAGGGAAAAUGUGCUUCUGUACUUGUUUACACAAAAUGAAUUGAAGCUUUUUCUUCUUUAUAUUGCCAUUUACCUUUUCUUCAGUCUUAAGCACUGUGGGUUGUGGCUGCACAGUUAAGGCACUCUGCCCUAAAUGCUGAAGGCUUUGUUGUUGCUGUGCAGUGUGUGGGAGGGCUGUAUGAUAGAAUCAUAGAAUGGUUUGGGUUGGAAGUGACCUUAAAGAUCAUCCAGUUCCAACCCUGCUGCCAUGGGCAGGUUCAUCUCCCACUGGAUCAGGUUGCUCAAAGCCUCAUCCAACCUGGCCUUCAGCACCUCCAGGUACAGGGCAUCCACAACUCUGGACAACUUGUGCCAGUGCCUCACCACCCUUACAGGAUAGCAUUUCUUCCUACUAUCUAAACUAAACCUCCCCUCUUUCAGCUUAAAACCAUUCUGCCUCAUCCUGUCCCUGCACUCCUUGAUAAAGAGCACCUCCUCAGCUUUCCUGUAGGCUCUUUAGGUACUUGAAGGCUGCUAUAAGGUCUCACCAGAGCCUUCUCUAGACUGAACAACUCCAACUCUCUCAGCCUGUCCUCGGUACUGGAGGUGCUCCAGCCCUAACAUCAUCUCCAUGGCCUGCUCUGGACUCACUCCAACAGCUCCAUGUCAUUCCUGUGCUGAGGACUCCAGACCUGAAUGCAAGGCUCCAGGUGAGGUCUCACAAGAGGAAAGGAGAGGGGCGGAAUCCCAUCCCUUGCCCUGCUGGUCCCACUUAUUUUGAUGCAGCCCAGGAUAAAGUUGGCUUUCUGGGCUGCAAGCGCACAUUGCCAGUUCAUGUUGAGCUCGUCAUCCACCAACACACCUGUUUUCCCUGAAGAACUGAUGACAUUGCUACUAGAGUGAAAAGGAUUCUCUCUGUUUUUUAUUUAAUCAGGUGUUUCAAGGAGAAAAUAGCAAUUUGGACUACAGUGGGCUAAGUACAGGACUUUGGUUUCUACAGUCCCAUAUGUGUGGGAAGUCGGCAGGGAGGAAGCUGUGCCUUGCAAGGAAAAAGGUCUUUCUUUUACCUAUCCUAUAGGGGACACUUGCUCAACAUCAAAUACACAAAGUAUUCUGGCUGAAUUGCCAGCAGCUGGCAAGGCUGUCAUUUCACAAUGGGGAAGAUUAUGGCAGUGCUGAAUUAGAAUGAUCCUGUUCUGCUUCACCUCUUUUUUUAACUCCUCAUUUGGCUGGUCCAGCCUUUCGUGAUUCCACAUAGGACACUGGAUUGAAAAAACUUGUAAGGAAAAGUAACCCAACCAAAAGAGAAAAGCCCUGAAGCCCGAGUUGGCUUUUGUGGUGUUAAUUACUAAAAGUAUCAUGAUAUGUUUAAGUCACACAGAAGAUUUGUAAGGUGAAAACCUAUGUGGCUCAAUAAGCUGUCAUCUAAGGCUCUAUUGCUGCAACUGCAUCCUCAUGUAGACUGGAAGGAUGAUUGAUUUAUUUAUUUUAUUUAGGUACAGGACUGGAAUUCGAGAGACUGAAGUCCUGGUCCUGUCACUGCCACAGAUUGCUGGUGUCAUCUCAAGUGAGUUAUUGCUUCUGCACC